GACCAUUACCCCAGUCCCCAUGAAUCAUAUCACUGUAGCAAGACCCACCCAGAACAGGAAGAGGAAGCCAGUGACUUGCCAAAUUGAUACUACAAAGAAAAUCCCAGUUGUCACAGAAACGGACAUGCAAGUCCUGAAGGACCAGGAACAUGCUCCAUUGAGCUACAUGGUACACCUGACUGCCCCCAAGGUUCAGACUCCAGUUGGAGACGUGCAGUUGGGAUCAUUCCUGUCUUACCAGACAAGAAAUAUCAAACCUGUCACAACACUGGCUCACACUCAAUGCAAAGUGGAAUCAUUCCCAAAGACAUCACCUAUCAAACUACCAACUGAGUUUCAGGUACUCAACGAUGGAUAUGCUGUGGCUGAUCCUGAACAAUUAGAGAGAGACACCAGGGGUCAGUCCUACAGUCUCCUCUGGAGGUCAUCCAGAUCAACGAGACUAACUGCUUCAAAUUUUGGAAAGAUUAUCAACAGAAAAAAAAGGCCAACUACUGCCUUCUUGGACACCUUAUUUCCUAAGGAGAAACAAACAAUAUAUGCCAAGCCUCUAGAGUAUGGCAAAAAACAUGAAAAUUCUGCUAAGUCCAAAUAUUUGGAAACAUUUCAGUCUGCCCAUAUGCAUGAUUGUGGCCUGAUUGUAAACCCUGAAUUCAGCUUUCUAGGAGCUACUCCUGAUGCAAAACUAUGCUGUACUGUUGGGACUGGCAUGUACAAAUGAUCAAUUCUUUCUGCAGAAAGAUCAAAGUGGAUCUAUACAUUUACUUAGGAAUCAUAUGCAUUAUGCGCAGAUUCAAGGUCAGCUUCUCAUUUCAGGUGCUGAUUUUUGUGAAUUUAUAGUGUACACUCAGAAAGAUUUACAUGUGGAAAGAGUGUAUCCUGACUUGCCAUUCGUGGCAAACAUGCUACAAAAACUCUGUCAGUUUUUUAAGGACUUUGCCAAACCUCACCUAGCUCAUGCUAUGUAAUAUGUUAUCAUUUCAUGAUAUACGCUCACAGUUGCACAGGAUACUUACAUGUUUGCUC
Haliotis rubra (blacklip abalone) is the source of this 1026-nucleotide messenger RNA. RefSeq lists its product as uncharacterized. The transcript has 4 exons. NCBI's taxonomy places the organism in Eukaryota, Metazoa, Mollusca, Gastropoda, Lepetellida, Haliotidae. The record is from RefSeq and is a predicted model, not a curated record. The coding region runs from base 20 to 721 and encodes 233 amino acids.